Messenger RNA from Suillus subaureus, 1011 nucleotides. RefSeq lists its product as uncharacterized. Bases 1 to 1011 code for a protein of 336 amino acids. Gene Ontology annotation, molecular function: zinc ion binding; DNA-binding transcription factor activity, RNA polymerase II-specific. Lineage: Eukaryota; Fungi; Basidiomycota; Agaricomycetes; Boletales; Suillaceae. Gene Ontology annotation, cellular component: nucleus. The transcript has 7 exons. The record is from RefSeq and is a predicted model, not a curated record. Gene Ontology annotation, biological process: regulation of DNA-templated transcription.
AUGGACGGUUUUCAAUUCAUUAUCGAGUCCCCCCAAGAAACCCAAGGUCACAAGAAACGCCCGCGUCUUGUGACUUCUUGUGAUAACUGCCGCCUCAAAAAAAUCAAGUGUCUGCAGUCAUCCCCCGAGACGCAAUGCGAGGCCUGCAAGGCAGCCAAAAUUCCAUGCAAGUUUCGCGAUCGCGAACGAUAUUUUGCUGAGCGUAGUCGAGCCAUUGCGGGCCCCAGUUCCGUGCCACCGUACCAUGGAUCGUCGAGUAGAGCAACGACUGCUGUCCCAGAGUCCUCGGAGCGUUCCAAUUCGAGUAGUACCAACGAAUACGCCACUCCGGCGUCGACCGCAUACACGCCACCCCAUGGAAGACAUACAGCUGCAGCUGAUGAUCACAGUCGUCGAUACGGAACUUCCGGUCCAGGUCAGGCAUUGGGUCGUCCCCAUCCCACAUUGGGCGGUUACCGACCAACUCAGGUUUUCGACCCGAUGCAUCCUCAGAUGCCACAACGCAGCUGGAUGCCACAUUUCAUCCAAAUAUUCAUCAGUCAACUUGGUAGCCAAUGCGCGUUCAUGACUUACGACGAGCUAUAUGAAAAAUUUAGACAUCAGACUCUAUCCCCUUUACUCUCCAACUGUAUCGCAGCACUAGGCGCAAGGUUCUCUGACAUACCGGAUGUUGUCGCGCGUGGUCCACAGAACGUUGCAGAUAUUUUCUGUGAGAACGCCAAGGAGAUGUUGUCCGCGGCACUCAACCAACCGUCCCUCGAUGUUCUUCACGCUGUCAUCACCCUGGCAUGGACAGAAUACAAAACUGGUCGGCUCCUUGGAUUCCGACAAUAUGGUGAUCUUGCCAUGAGAACCGCAAUGGCUAUUGGAUUGUCUGAAGAAUCCACCAGGCAGAUGAGCCCUUAUGACAGUUACCAAAAUCGUCUUCGUCUCACAUGGCAAAGUGUCUCCCAAUUGUACGCCUCAUCGGCUUGUGAGUUCUCAGGCUCGUUGCGUUUCAAACCACUCUGA